Molecule: messenger RNA, 1382 nt
Organism: Manihot esculenta (cassava)
Lineage: Eukaryota; Viridiplantae; Streptophyta; Magnoliopsida; Malpighiales; Euphorbiaceae
Product: transcription factor UNE12
Exons: 7
Coding region: 87-1001 (304 amino acids)
Biological process (GO): regulation of transcription by RNA polymerase II
Cellular component (GO): nucleus
Molecular function (GO): RNA polymerase II cis-regulatory region sequence-specific DNA binding; protein dimerization activity; DNA-binding transcription factor activity, RNA polymerase II-specific
Source: RefSeq, a predicted model, not a curated record
UUUGGCUUGUUUCCUUGCAUAGACUCUUCGUUCCUGGUACUCGCUGCGAAAGCAACAAGCAAAGUUAAGCAACGCGAGUCCAACUAAUGGCCAAUAACCCCACGGAACCUCCGGCCGAUGAUUUCCUUCAGGAAAUCCUUGGCCUCCCUAACUUUGCCUCCGGUGAGGCUGGCUUAGUGGGAGCUGAUGCAGGCUUGGCUGUGGCUGCUGCUGCUGCUCAAGCUCCGAUGAUGCUGCAGCUCAGCUCAGGUGACGGUUCUGGCCAUAUCACUACCCUUGGUGGUGCUGCCGGAGGAGGAGGUGCUGGCUUUCGUGGGUUCCCGUUGGGGCUGAGCUUGGACCAGGGAAAGGGAGGGUUUUUGAAGCCUGAGGAGGCAUCAGGAAGCGGGAAGAGAUUCCGAGACGAGGUUGUCGACGGCAGAGCUACUACAGUGAAAAAUGUUUUUCAUAGUCAGCCGACGCCCACAACUUUGGCUGCAGCACCACAUCCACCCACAAUGCGCCCCAGGGUGCGGGCUAGAAGAGGACAGGCCACAGAUCCACACAGCAUUGCUGAGCGGUUGCGCAGAGAAAGAAUAGCUGAAAGAAUCAGAGCUUUGCAGGAGCUGGUGCCUAGUGUCAAUAAGACAGAUAGGGCUGCCAUGCUUGAUGAAAUUGUGGAUUAUGUGAAGUUCCUAAGGCUCCAAGUAAAGGUUUUAAGCAUGAGUAGAUUGGGCGGAGCUGGGGCAGUCGCACCACUUGUAACGGAUAUCCCACUAUCUUCGGUUGAGGAUGACACUGGCGAAGGUGGAAGAAACCAGCCAGCCUGGGAGAAGUGGUCAAAUGAUGGUACAGAACGACAGGUAGCUAAGCUUAUGGAAGAAAAUGUUGGUGCUGCCAUGCAAUUUCUUCAGUCAAAGGCUCUCUGUAUCAUGCCGGUCUCACUGGCAACGGCAAUUUACCAUACGCAACCACCGGAUACUGCUGCUAUUGUAAAACCAGAAUCAAAUCCCCAGUCAUAGAUCUUACGAAGGGGCAGGCCCUUGGUGUCCUGGAAAAUUCAAGUGAAAGAGCAGAAUUGUCAAAGCUCACUUGAUGCGCUUUUCUUUUUAGUAUCAGUGGCGGGGAUAGUGGGAAAUGACGAGUGCACUUUUCUAGUGGGGCAGCCAUUUUUUGGUAGUGGGUGUGGGACCUUGUAAAAAGGGUAAGAGGGUAUAUAUAUAAAAAUAUAAAUAUUAUUGUAAUAGUUUAUUUCAUAGGAAAUGUAAUGCAAAAGUAGAAUGGAUAAUGGUUGGUUGCUUCAAUGCAAUGGCUGUUGUAGUCCAACAGAAAAUGAUAGUGCUACUUUGUCUAGGGGUGCCGCUUUUGUUUCGAAAAGCAAUUUGACUUGUUUUUCUUCUAAA